AUUUGGUGACAUGCUGGCCUUGGAUGAACAAAGGCGUCCGUGAAUCACGCCCCUCUGUGAUGCAUGCACAGAAGAGUGUUCUGCCUCACUAAACCAAUACACACGGGCUCUUUGUGUACGAUCAUGCAGGAAAAGUGAUGUAAUGCUCGGUACAAGGAGGGAAGGGAGUGAAACCUAAAUCUCCAAACAACAGCAGACAGAGAGACACUGCAUCCACACUCAGCUAGCUGGCAAAUCCCAGCCUCAGGAUGUUUCCACGCAGACAACUGGGGGUCGUUGUGGCAGCCGUCCUGUUCUUCGGCCUUUCGUCAGCCUCUGAAGUCCCCCCUUCAGGAUUAGGUGGAAAAGCCCUUCUGUUUCCCUACGAGACCGACUACAGCUAUGUCACACUAGCGCCUCAGAAAUCCUUGCAGCUGCAAGCCUUCACGCUGUGCAUGACACUGGCCACAGAGCUGGAUGGCGAGCGGGAUAUCAUCCUCUUCGCCUAUCGCACCAAGGACUUUGACGAGCUGAAUGUGUGGCGUGAAAAGGACGGCCGUCUGUCCUUUUAUCUUAGCGGGGACGGCGUGCUCUUUAACAUGCCCCCACUCAGCACCUUCAAGACGAACGUGUGCAUCACCUGGGACUCCACCACGGGCCUGUCUGCGUUUUGGAUGGAUGGUAAGAGAAGUGUGCGGCAGGUGUACAAGCCAGGGCAUACGAUUCGUGCCGAAGGCACCGUGAUUCUGGGUCAGGACCCUGACGCCUUCCUGGGGGAGUAUGAAGCCUAUCAGAGUUUUGUCGGUGAAAUUUCAAAUGUUAAUAUGUGGGACUAUGUCCUCUCUGACAGCGAUAUCCAGGCCUUGAACUGUGAUUGCUCUAUCCCUAAAGGAAAUAUUUUUGACUGGAAUACUGUUCAGUAUGAAAUUAACGCAGGAUUAGGUGGAAAAGCCCUUCUGUUUCCCUACGAGACCGACUACAGCUAUGUCAAACUAGUGCCUCAGAAACCCUUGCAGCUGCAGGCCUUCACGCUGUGCAUGACACUGGCCACAGAGCUGGAUGGCGAGCGGGAUAUCAUCCUCUUCGCCUAUCGCACCAAGGACUUUGACGAGCUGAACGUGUGGCGUGAAAAGAACGGCCGUCUGUCCUUUUAUCUUAGCGGGGACGGCGUGCUCUUUAACAUGCCCCCACUCAGCACCUUCAAGACGAACGUGUGCAUCACCUGGAACUCCACCACGGGCCUGUCUGCGUUUUGGAUGGAUGGUAAGAGAAGUGUGCGGCAGGUGUACAAGCCAGGGCAUACGAUUCGUGCCGAAGGCACCGUGAUUCUGGGUCAGGACCCUGACACCUACUUGGGGAAGUUUGAGUCUAAACAGAGUUACGUUGGUGAAAUUUCAAAUGUUAAUAUGUGGGACUAUGUCCUUUCUGACAGUGAUAUCCAGACCUUGCACUGUGAUCGCUCUGUCCCUGAAGGAAACAUUUUUAACUGGAAUUCUAUUCAAUAUGAAAAUAACGGGAAUAUCUUAAUCAUACCUGAUGGCCAGAGUAAUAAAAUACCCAUUAUGGGGUUAUGCUAGAAAUGUUCACAAUAUUGAUAUUCAUAGCAAUGCAUAGACAUUAUACAAAUGUAUAGCAACUGACAUGUACAGCAAUGUUUUAAAUGGCAUGCUGCUUGAAAACAAAGCAUAAAUAUGGAAGUAAAAUUGAAAGUUGGGGCGGGGGUGCAAUGUGGGAUUGUUGUUCUGUCUUAGGCAUUAGGAAAGAUAUUAUUUGUUCUUAUGGAUGUAUGGACUCGACUACGGGAAUAUGCUGGCCUAGCAUGGUUAGAGAGAGCUAUCAAAUCAGCUGUUUGAUAACCAGUCAUGGUAAAGAAGUGGGGUAUUGGAGGAAUAUAUAAAUAGUGUAUUUUUUUGUUCGGGAGGGGGACACUGUCUGCCUGCUUGCGGAACCUUUUUUCUCUCUAUUAAAGGAAAUUUAUCUUGCA
Brienomyrus brachyistius is the source of this 1963-nucleotide messenger RNA. RefSeq lists its product as uncharacterized. The record is from RefSeq and is a predicted model, not a curated record. The coding region runs from base 249 to 1556 and encodes 435 amino acids. Lineage: Eukaryota; Metazoa; Chordata; Actinopteri; Osteoglossiformes; Mormyridae. The transcript is spliced from 4 exons.